This is a messenger RNA of Nymphalis io (European peacock), 536 nucleotides long. RefSeq lists its product as uncharacterized. The record is from RefSeq and is a predicted model, not a curated record. Bases 1 to 492 code for a protein of 163 amino acids. The transcript has 2 exons. Lineage: Eukaryota; Metazoa; Arthropoda; Insecta; Lepidoptera; Nymphalidae.
AUGCUUCGACUGGGGCUCGUCUUGUUUACAGUCGUUUUUGUUAGUCAUUGUUCACCUCUUAGUUUAAAACAUGGUACGAUAAUAGAGAGAUUGAAAAGAUCGCCAUAUUACUGCGAUCCACAGCCAGCUCCACCUCCGCCACCGCCACCCGAUCGACCUCAUUGGCCACCACCACCGCCACCCUAUCGACCACAUUGGCCACCUCCGCCGCCGCCUGUACCACGAGCAUAUUGGCCACCUCCACCACCUCCGCCGCCGCGACCACCGCCACCACCACCCACAAUCUGGCACCAUCAACACCACCGUCACCACGAACCAAGUCUGCCAGAAGGACCAGGACCCUCGUACCAACAAUACAACGAUGGACAAAAUGAAUCCCCUAAAGAACCUUGUGAUAAUUGUAAAGGUGAAAAUUCAGCAAUCAGUAAUGCAAAAAGCGUCAAUGGAGACGCUAUAGCCAUCUCAAUUUCAAGAACACACGCGAAUAAAUAGAAUGUUUACAUACAUAACUUUUAAAGAUAUUAGAUUAUGUGUAU